AUGGACGUCGAUGAUGAUAUUCCCAUGCUAGUCGAUGUGGAAGGCAAAGAAGUUAAUGCAGAAGAAAAAGAAGCAAAGCCCAUCAAAGUACCAAUCACAAUUGUCACAGGAUAUCUUGGUGCUGGAAAGACAACGUUGAUGAAUUAUAUCUUGAAUGAACAACAUGGGAAGAAAAUCGCCGUGAUAUUAAAUGAAUUCGGUGAUUCCGCUGAUAUUGAGAAAACUCUUACUGUCAACACUGGUAGUGAGCAAGUAGAAGAAUGGCUCGAUGUUGGUAAUGGCUGUAUCUGUUGUUCAGUAAAAGACUCCGGCGUCAACGCCAUCGAAACCCUCAUGGACCGCCGCGGCGCCUUUGACUACAUCCUCCUCGAAACGACCGGACUCGCCGACCCUGGCAACCUCGCUCCCCUCUUCUGGGUCGACGAAGGACUCGGCAGCACCAUCUAUCUCGACGGAAUCGUGACUCUCGUCGACGCCAAAAACAUUCUCAAGUCACUCAACGAACCCGUCCCCUCGGAAAUACCCUCGGAAACACCCAAUCAGAACAAAUCCCACGCCAGCGCCGAUUCCAAUUCCGAUGCUAACGAGAAACAUGACCACUCUGGUCCUCAUCUCACAACCGCCCAUCUCCAAAUCUCUCACGCCGAUGUUCUCAUCCUCAACAAAUCGGAUCUGGUCACUCCGGAAGAAUUGGAAAUCGUCAAGGAGAGAAUCACGGCGAUAAAUGGUUUGGCAAAAUUACACAUUACUGAAUUUGGCGCAACUCCCCAAUUAGAAGGCGUCUUGUUAGAUUUACAUGCAUAUGAUAGAGUCGAUUUCAAUCUGGAGGAAGUAAAAGCAAAAGGACAUAGUCAUUUAGAUCCCACAAUCACGACCCUAACCCUCACCACCCCACCCCUCUCCCCCACCAGCCUCUCCCACCUCGACGCCUGGCUGCGCUCUCUCCUCUGGGACUCUCGCAUUCCCUCUCCCUCCCCAUCCUCCCCCACAUCCCCCUCCCUCUCCCCGGAAAUCCACCGUCUAAAAGCCCGUCUCCCCCUUACAAACCACACCACCAAAAUCAUCCAAGCCGUGCGCGAAGUAUUCGAAAUCCUCGACGACGUAUCUCCCUCUUCUCCCUCUCCCCAAUCCACAAUCGAAACCGAAAUGCAAUCCGACCGCAACAGCGAGGGAAAAAUCGUCUUGAUCGGAAGGAAUAUCAAAGACAUGGAAGAUGUACUCCUCGAGAGUUUUUUGAACUCUGUGGUUGAGGAGAAGGGGUGUUAG
This is a messenger RNA of Botrytis byssoidea, 1266 nucleotides long. RefSeq lists its product as uncharacterized. The record is from RefSeq and is a predicted model, not a curated record. Lineage: Eukaryota; Fungi; Ascomycota; Leotiomycetes; Helotiales; Sclerotiniaceae. The coding region runs from base 1 to 1266 and encodes 421 amino acids. Gene Ontology annotation, cellular component: cytoplasm. The transcript has 6 exons.